AUGGCGAUUCAACAUGGCACACGUGCGUACGAGCUGGCGCUGUUGGCGCUGCUGGCCUGCCUGGUGGCAGCCCACCAGGCAGCCGCGCAGCAGCCAAACCCAGGCCCCUACCCCUACCCGGUGCCCCGUGACGAUGCCUACAAUGGGCUGUGGACCACCUGCCACCAGAACCUGUUGGUGACGAUGCAGGCGGCAGACGCCGCGGAGGAGGGAUACCAGCUGCUGUUCCUGGGCGACAGCAUCACGGAGAAGUGGCGGGGCACCUCCAUCUGCCGGCCCCGCUGCACCAGCUGCGCCGGCAUCCCAAAAGUGUUUGCGCGGCGCUUUGGCGUGGGGCGAGGCUGGAGGUCCUUCCCUGCGGGCAUCCCAGGCGACCAGUCGGCCAACCUACUGUGGCGGCUGAUGAAUGGCGAGAUGCCGCGGCGCAACGACCCCAAAGUGGUGCGGCUGGUCAACAAGGCCCUGAGAGUGAUCACCUGGCUGCCUCCUAGCUGGCACUACCUGGACUGCGGCGCCCGCUUCAUCGCCGCCAACCGCACCGCCAUCGAUGCCGCGCUGAUGCCCGAUGCCACGCACCCGUCUGCAACCGGCUACGAGCUGCUGGCUGACUGCCUGGACCCGCUGGUCACACAACUGAUGAGGGUGAAGCGCCGGCCUGCCGGAUUGUGA
Chlorella variabilis is the source of this 669-nucleotide messenger RNA. RefSeq lists its product as hypothetical. The record is from RefSeq and is a predicted model, not a curated record. Bases 1 to 669 code for a protein of 222 amino acids. The transcript has 4 exons. NCBI's taxonomy places the organism in Eukaryota, Viridiplantae, Chlorophyta, Trebouxiophyceae, Chlorellales, Chlorellaceae.